Xenopus laevis (African clawed frog) is the source of this 3633-nucleotide messenger RNA. It is a transcript of the gene aprtl.L, whose product is annotated as provisional ortholog of adenine phosphoribosyltransferase L homeolog. Lineage: Eukaryota; Metazoa; Chordata; Amphibia; Anura; Pipidae. The transcript has 6 exons. The record is from RefSeq and is a predicted model, not a curated record. Bases 118 to 876 code for a protein of 252 amino acids. Gene Ontology annotation, molecular function: adenine phosphoribosyltransferase activity. Gene Ontology annotation, cellular component: cytoplasm.
CCCAUCAGCAAUGAUAUGGUAAUUAUGUAGCUGUAGAACUUACAAAGUCCAGUGCAGAAUAGGAUUCCUGGGCUCUGUUAGCAGUUUGUGCAGCUCUGCUUGCUUUCUCUUCAUGCCAUGGAGGAUUGUGAUGACGGUACUGAUAUCAUUCUGUGCCAUACAUUAUUACCAAAAGAGCAGAUGCCACCCAUACCAGAUGCUACUGCUGUGAUGGGAUCUUCAGAAGAUUUACUAAAGGGACAUAACUCCAUCAUUGCCCACUUUGAUAUCCGCAAGACUCCAGAGAAUAGAUGCCCAGGCUGGUACCUGGCUCUGAUGGCUCCUAAUGAAAAAGGGUCUAACUAUGCCUGGCUUGAUCCAUCCAGGCUGUAUUGCAAUCAGCAGGCCUUGCAAGACUGCAUUGAAAAUCUGCUGCUACCCUUCACUGAUGACCAGAUUGACCUUGUUGCUGGAAUCGAUGCCAUGGGUUUUAUCCUUGGUGCUGCAAUUGCUACCCAUCUCGGAAAAGGAUUUUUGGCCAUGAGAAAAGCAGGUCACUUGUGUGUGAAGACACGUAGCAAGGACUAUGCUGACUACUCUGGAAAGGAAAAGGUUAUGGAGGUCCGAACUGAUGUUAUUAAAACAGGUCUGCGGAUAUUGCUGGUGGAUCAGUGGAUUGAAACUGGUGGAACCAUGAAGGCUGCUAUUAAACUGGUGGAAGAACAAGGCGGGAUUGUUGCAGGUGUGGCUACAAUCUGCAUUGAGGACAGCGAGGGUGGUAAGUGGGUGAAAAAACACUACAAGUGCUCAGAUUGUGUUCCGGAAUAUUUGAGGAGUCACUUCAACAACCAUGUUCUGGAGAAUGUCCAGCUCUAUUACAAUCAAAACAAUGAAUGAACUGUCGGCAUUCUGUCAACAGCAAGUGAUCCAAAAGCUUUUGGUGCAAUCCAGCUUAAAUACUCCUUCCACAAGCACAUUAAUGCAAUAAUAGUACAAUACAUUUGGUAAGAAUUUAACAAUUAAUUUUAUUAUGGCCCAUCACCAAGAUUUGCCUGAACUGCAAGUAGGGUUUAACAAUGGAAAAGGGAAAAAUCCUCUAGCUGUAUAAUAUAUAUAAAUACAAAUAACAUGUAUGUGCUGCAGAUUUUGAAAUAAAGAUUUUAAAGGGGGAGUUCACCCUAAAAAUGAACUUAAAGUUUGAUGUAGACAGCAGUAUUCUAAUACAAUGUACGUUUAGUCUUUAUAUUUUAUGUUUUACAUAUAGGGGAGUAUUUACUCUAAUUUAUCUAAUUUUGUUUAUUAAAAAAAUCUGACCUAACUCCCAUCCACGUAUUUAAGGCAUUUAUCAAAUAAUCAGCUUGAAAAAGUCUCGACAAAAUCGAACGAUAAUUCGAAUGGUAUGACUUUUUUGGAUUUGACGCCGUAUCGAUUGUGUUUUUUUUUUGAGUUGUCACCUGAAACCCCCCGACUUUUUUGGAUUAUUUUUACGAAAACCAGUGUAGAUCAUAAUAUCUGCCAUUGACUUCUACGUGACCUAGAAAGGUUUUAGCUGGAGGAUUUUCGGAAUCAGAUUUUUAGCAGCUUUGGGGGUAUAAUAAGUCUCUAAAAAUUGGAGAAAACAGCGAGAUGUAAUAAAAAGGCCCCAUAAUGUUCUGCAAUGCUCAGUCUUGGAAUUGUACUUGUUUAUGAGGGUUGAUAGAAUUUAAAUAUCCAAGCAAACAAAGCAGCAGUGUGUUAGAAUGGAAGAUGACAAGGAGAGGGAAAGAAAGAAAGAAAGAAUAACAAUAAAACAUAACUCUCAUAGUUUAUAUGUUUUUUUUCAGUUGCAGGUUGGGACUAGGAAUGUCAAGUUGCUUUGAAUAAUCUAUAACAUACUAAAAGUAUAGGGGUAGGAGAGUGACUGCAGAGAUAAAUAUGAGGUGAAGCAGAUGCAGAGUUUAUUAGGCAGCAUGUAAGGGUAUCAAAGGGUUAAUGCUCCGUUGUCACCAUGGAAAUCACUCUUUCCUCCGUUGAUUAUAAAAAACGUAGAAUAUUUAUUGGAACACUUUAGUAACAUCCAUCCAACUUUUGUACAAUCCAGAGCACAUUCACAAUGUCAGUCACUCCCUUUCUUGCAGAGCAGUUACUUCUUCAAUAGUGAACCCCUCACACAGAGUCACAGGAACAUCCCUUUCCAGGGUCACUCGCCUCCCGGUCCAAGCAGCCCGACGUAUACGCUACGUCCCCCUGCCCCACUCCGGGUAGGAAUUCCCUUUUCACCUUCUGGUCCUACCAGUCCGGCAUACAUCCUAUGCCCCUCUGGCCUACUCCAGAUAGGAAUUUCUGUGCCCCUCCUUCAGGAUGUACUUGUCUCUUAACACUGCUGCCCUCACUGUCAAAGCCUUGGCUCCUGAGCCACUAUCUCCUUGUUGGGGUCUUGGCUACACAUUCUAGUGAUCAUCUAACUAUCUAAAGUACCUAGUACUUACACUUGUAGCCCUAGCACUAUCUAUUUCCAGCUGUGUCCAUCAACCAACCAACCAUGGGUGUGGUUCCCCUUUAUACCUUUCCCAAUUAAUCAUCACCCUGACAUUUACUUUGCAUGUGCUGCUCUUACUCCUGUACAUGUGCCUUUCCCCUGCUAACCUCAUGAAACCUCCUUGAUUCACUUGUUUGACACCAUCUUGUGGUGAUUUUUGCACAUUACAGCUUUAAACAACCAUUUAACAUUCUCAAUCAUUUUAACAUUUUACAUCAUUCAAACAUUCACUUAACACGUGCAAUGUACACAUUCAGCACACAAACCCAAUCCCAAGCAGGGUUGACAGUGAUGCUUAGAUAAAGGAUAGGUCAUAGGAUGAGGCAGAUUAGGGUGUUAUUGUAUAAAUAGGUUAGAGAUAGAUUUAUAGUAGGUUUAUAGUAAAAGGAAGGGAAGAAGCAGAGCAAAUAUGGGACAGAAGGUAGAACAGGUGACUAACAAAGUAAAACAUUUAUUUGGACAUGGAGAGAGGGAGAGGUUUGGGCUAGUGGGUUAUAUUAACAUAUAGCAGAGGAUGUGGGGAACGGGAAAUCUACAGAGAAAGAAGGGUUCAACCCCUCAAACGUAAUAGAACUGCAGGCGAUUCAGGUUUUAAUUUAAUUUUAAUAUUGGGAAAAGUGAUGAUAAGACACAUUUAUACAAAACCCUGUUAUUCAGAAAGUACCCCACAUGGAAAUUACUCUAGCAACCAUGCACUGAUUUUAAUAAGAGACUGGAAUAUGAAUAGGAGAGGCCUGAAUAGAAAGAUGAGUUAUAAAAAGUAGCAAUAACCAUAAAUGUGUAGCCUUACAGAGCAUUUGCUUUUCAGAUGGGGCCAGUGACCCCCUUUGAAAGCUGGAAAGUGCCAGAAGAAGAAGGCAAAUAAUUCAAAAAUUAUAAAAAAUAAAUAAUUAAGAACAAUUGAAAAAUAGAAUUGUCCAUUCUAUAACAUAUGUAAAGUUAACUUAAAGGUGAACCACCCCUUUAUGGUUUUGAAUGCAAAAAUGUGAACUUUAUUUAUAAACUGCCUGUGAAUAAUGCUUCUUAUUGUACCUACAAAUGCUUGUGUUUUAAUGCCACUUAUCUAUUGAUCUGGUGCAUUUAUUGACACUCCUGCAAAAAACAUUGUAAAAAUAAAAACAUUUUAUAAAAUUUCA